CUUUCCCAAAUGAUCAAGAGGCCCCCAAGACGGCCCAAGAAGUCUCCCCGGGGUCCGUAGCCAUUUGGGCUCAAGCCGUUCUGGCUCAAGCCUACCACAUCCGAGUCACUCCCUUGCCGGAGCUGCCGAUUCUGCCGAGCCCGGUGGCACUGACCGCCCGCGGCGCCCAGAGAGCUAAGCCCGCAGGCUGGCCCGCUGGCUCUCCUGCCCCACUGCCUGCCUGCUCCGCGCAGGAUCCGCAGCCCGGUCUUCGGGAGACCUUGGCGCCCUUGAAGCUGACAGCGCGGCCAGCCUUGUCAGCGAUGGGGACAAGUGGCGCGUCUGCAACCCGUUCUCUUCCGAGGAGACGCGCAAAAGUACUGCUUCCAGUCCGUGGAGGGGGACGGCGACCCCACGGCCAUCGAGCUCGUGCGCGACAAGCGCUCUCCGAAGCUGAUCUUCCACAAGCACAGCGAGUGGGCCGCGAAGUACGAGAGGUACAUCGAGGCUGCGAGCAGAGACCAUGGGCCCAUGCCGAGCAUGCUGCCGGAGUACCGGUCGACCUGGCUGCCGGUGCGCCCUCCGGGCUCCGAGCGGCCUGCUGACAGCUCGACUCUGCGCCUGGGGGAGAAGUACGUGGAGUACAUCCGGUGCGUCCCGGUGGCCACCCCCGACGGGCCGAAGUCGUGCGUUCUGGAGGUCCAGGGCCAGGGCAUCACGAGCGAGCUCCUCGGGGGCCUGUACUUCCCGGACUUCCUGGCCAGGCAGGCGCUGCGGCACUUCAAGAACGGCCGGGCGGGCGAGGAGCUCCUGGCCCCGGACCCCAACUGCACCUCGGCGAGCUUCGCCCUCCUGAGCUCGGAGGAGGGAGACCAGUUGCCAAUUGCGCGUCGCCGCUACAGUCGAAGCUGCACCUGCGAACGAGAGUUUUGAUUCCAGCGGCUGGAAGCUCAAGGACUCUCGAAACAUUAAGAUCGGUGCCAUCAUGGGUGGUGGGUUCAUCAUCGGCGGAGUCGUAGGAGGCCCCAUCGGCGCAGUGAUUGGAGGGGGGCUCUCUACCGCCGCGGUGGGAGUGAGCUCGCUGUACAAGUACCUCAUCAGGCAGAAGGACAUGGACCUCAGCGCGAGCGAGAAGAUCUUCGAGAAGCUCCGCUGCAUGAGCAUCUUCAAGACCUGCAAAGGUGACGUCCUCGUCCCGAAGGGGCGGUCGUGCCCGGAGCUCUGAGCACAGCACCUGCGCGGGAGAGAGGGCACGGCCCCAUGACAUGCCUCAGCGCCGAUCUCAGCGAUGAGGGUGACGGUGACGGUGCCUGCUGUCCUCCUCCUCCUUCUCCUCGUGGCUAUGGUAUCGGGCUCGUUAUCGUCAUCGUCAUCCUCAUCGUCGUUCCUGGCAGCUGAUCCUGUUGGUCGCACUCCCCGUCUGGGAUGCUCACCAGGCCCCGGGCGCAUCCCCGCUCUGCAGCUGUCCAGGGCCUGGCCACUGCGCCCAGCGGGGACGCCCACACCAGCGCGCAACGGGGCUCGUUUCUACUCAAGGGCGCCGAAGCGAUGCCGCCUUCUUUCCUUGCCGCGACACUCUAACCGGCCGCCGUGCGCCGGGCGUGGCACAGCGUUGAGGCAAAAGAAUGAGAUGGGCCCCCGACAUUCCUCACCCCUCUCUGCGGCCUCCUGAGCCUCCCCCCCGCCGCUCAGCACUGCUCCGGAGGCCACUCGGACGGCCUGCAGUGUUCCAAUCAUUUCUUGCCCCCCCCCUCUCUCGCGACACCAAACCUCAGAGCGGGGCGUCUUCGGCGCGGUGUCAGGCCGGAGAUCUUGCAGGUGGUUGCCGUUGCCUUCCGUGCUCGGCGUGGCCCUCGAGGUCGCCCGUGCGGCGAGGGCGGCUGGCACACCUCGGUUUCUUUGUUAGCAGUGGCCUCGGUUUUGGUUCCCUUCUCCUCUUCUCCUGCUGAUGGUCACUCGCUGCGACGUGCACCUUUUUCUCAGCACUUCACGGUCGUAGCGCAGAUGAAGCCGAUCGUUUCAUUUCUGCCUGGCCUGGAGCCGUCACGUCCACGGAGAGGGAACGCGCGCGGGAGCUGGCGGGGCGGC
Messenger RNA from Prorocentrum cordatum, 2067 nucleotides. Lineage: Eukaryota; Dinophyceae; Prorocentrales; Prorocentraceae. The record is from the annotation of a GenBank genome assembly.